Cordyceps militaris CM01 is the source of this 816-nucleotide messenger RNA. Its product is annotated as ribosomal protein S5. The transcript has 2 exons. Gene Ontology annotation, molecular function: RNA binding; structural constituent of ribosome. NCBI's taxonomy places the organism in Eukaryota, Fungi, Ascomycota, Sordariomycetes, Hypocreales, Cordycipitaceae. Gene Ontology annotation, biological process: translation. Gene Ontology annotation, cellular component: ribosome; cytosolic small ribosomal subunit. The record is from RefSeq and is a predicted model, not a curated record. Bases 1 to 816 code for a protein of 271 amino acids.
AUGGCUGACCGUGGCGGAGCAGCUCCCGACCGCGGUGGACGCGGUGGUGGUUUCGGAGGACGUGGCGGCGACCGUCGCCCUCGCGGCCGUGGUCGUGGUCGCCGCGGCGGCAAGGGCGAGGAGAAGGAGUGGCAGCCCGUCACCAAGCUCGGCCGUCUCGUAAAGGCCGGCAAGAUCAACAGCAUGGAGGAGAUUUACCUGCACUCCCUGCCCAUCAAGGAGUACCAGAUUGUCGACCACUUCCUCAAGGACUCCCUCAAGGACGAGGUCAUGAAGGUGCGCAACAACUCUCUGCCCCAUAUCAAGCCCGUCCAGAAGCAGACCCGUGCCGGUCAGCGUACCCGUUUCAAGGCCGUCGUCAUCAUCGGUGACUCGCAGGGCCACGUCGGUCUCGGCAUCAAGACCUCCAAGGAAGUUGCCACGGCCAUUCGCUCCGCCAUCAUCAUCGCCAAGCUCUCCGUCAUCCCCGUCCGCCGCGGCUACUGGGGCAACAACCUGGGUCAGCCUCACUCGCUGCCCUGCAAGGAGUCUGGCAAGUGCGGUUCCGUCACCGUCCGCCUGAUCCCCGCCCCCCGCGGUACCGGCCUCGUCGCCUCCCCCGCCGUCAAGCGCUUCCUGCAGCUCGCCGGUGUCGAGGACGCCUACACCUCGUCGGCCGGCUCCACCAAGACGCUCGAGAACACCCUCAAGGCCUGCUUCGUCGCCGUCUCCAACACCUACGGCUUCCUCAGCCCCAACCUGUGGAAGGAGACCAAGCUGCUGCGCAGCCCGCUGGAGGAGUUUUCCGACUCGCUCAAGGAGACCAAGCGCGUCUAA